GGCACAGCACGAAUUACGGAUGCGUCGAAAUAGACGCUGAUGUCGUGGCAGGUGGUGUGUCGCGUACGAUCAAAGUCGAAGCACGAGGUGGGAGCUGCUGGUGGCAUCCUGGAUGGAGGUGGUUGUUGCUGUGGGAAGGGAGCUGCUAGCGAUGGUGGUGGUGGUGCCGGCGUCGAGGAACAUGUGAAUGGUGGUGGUGGUUGCUGGCUGAGGGCAUCCGUUGACGUGCUUAGUGGCGUUAGAACGGGUGCCGGAAGAAUUGGCAUGGGGGGUGCAGCGAGUGCUGCCAAAUGCGAGGAUACUGGUGGUGGCGUGUUAGCAGGUAACUUGAUUAUCUCCAAUGGUGCUGCUGCCAUAGUGUCACACAAAGAUGCUAUGGCUUUCCUCAACCUUGAUGGCAUGGAUGACGACAAGUAG
This is a messenger RNA of Suillus discolor, 417 nucleotides long. RefSeq lists its product as uncharacterized. Lineage: Eukaryota; Fungi; Basidiomycota; Agaricomycetes; Boletales; Suillaceae. Bases 40 to 417 code for a protein of 125 amino acids. The transcript has 4 exons. The record is from RefSeq and is a predicted model, not a curated record.